AUGGAUAUUGAAAAUCCGAUGAAUUCAAGGGAAAAAGAAUUGCAGAUUGUUAUCCGGUCACCGUUGAAGCUUCCUGAUGGUUGGUUGGUUGAGCAACGAAGCCGCCCUAACCGUAACCCUAAUCAUGCUGACAUUGUUGACAGGUGUUACAUAGAGCCACACACUGGACAGAAAUUCCGUUCUUUGGUAUCUGUUCACAGAUAUCUAAAUGGAGGAGAAACAAAAGACUAUCUUUCUACUGAGAGAAUGAUAUCAGAAAACAAGAACACUACUUUCAUCAAGUCUAGAAAAAGGCAAAAAUUUCGUUGUCCUUCAAGCGAUUUUGAGGGACGAGGUUUAACCGGAAAAAAUGCAUGUAGAGCUACACCCAAGGUGCCUAAACCAAGCAAUGGAGAAAAUACAUGUAGAGCUACACCGAAGUUAGUUUCUAAAUGUGGCUCUGGUAAGCGAAGUACUCCUAGUAUGAGAAGUUAUGAAAACCCUGUCGAGAAAAGCUUUUCAGAUGCCGAGGAUCAAACAACUCCAGAACCUUCUAUUCAAUCUACGGAUUCCGAAAUAACCGAUUCUCAGAAGAAAAUCAAAACGGGGGAAGACGACGGAGGUUCCAUCCAUAACUUAACAAAACCACCAACAAAAGUAAGCUGGGUUUUGUCUGGUCCUGGUGGCUUCUGGAGCCCUUUCCUAGAUGAUUCUAUUGUACCAACAUCUGAAAAGACGAAAUGGAACGAAACAUUUUUCAAUAUCCUUCAAUGAAGGAGUUAUUAAUGGACACUAGACUUAGCA
Medicago truncatula (barrel medic) is the source of this 783-nucleotide messenger RNA. RefSeq names its product methyl-CpG-binding domain-containing protein 7. The coding region runs from base 1 to 753 and encodes 250 amino acids. The record is from RefSeq and is a predicted model, not a curated record. Lineage: Eukaryota; Viridiplantae; Streptophyta; Magnoliopsida; Fabales; Fabaceae. The transcript is spliced from 5 exons. Gene Ontology annotation, molecular function: DNA binding.